UGCAAAAUAAAGGACACAAGGUCACGCUCGGCUCUCCACCACUGCUUUCAUUUCAGACAGACCACAGUCCCCCUGAAACAUUCUGGAAGUGUCGGUCUGGAUUCCUUGGAGGUAUGGUUUCUGCCCCUUUUCCUGUAUUCAACUGUUGGUUGUCGAUUCAUUACUUUCAAAAAGGUUGUUGUUCGUUUUGCUGCUGCCAGCCAUUUUUCUUGAGCUUCUGUUGUGUUGAGAGCAAAGUGCACAAGCUCAGGCUCUCCCCAACUGUUUUCAUUUCAGACAGGCCACAGUCCCUCUGAAGCAUUCUGCAAACUUUUCAGGAUCUGAAUAUUUGUCGAUCUUGAUUCCUUCGAGGUAUGUUUCUGUCCGUUUUCCUGUAUUGAAUUGUUGGUUGUCAAUUCAUUACUUUCAAAAAUGUUGUGGUCCGUUUGCUUCUGCCAGCCAUUCUCUUAUCGUGGUGCUAACUAAUAAAUGUGUUUCUUGAAUUAACUUGGUUUCUGGAAUUCCAAUGCUUAAAAAUAUGAAUCAUAUGAUUGCGAUCUGUCUUCGAAAACCAAAAUGGGGAAUGGAUUCAAAGUUUUCAUUGUUCCUUGGAAAUUGGAUACGUUCUGACUCUCAACCAUUUUUCAUUCUUGCAGGGCUGUGGGGAAGAUGGCUUCUUGGGAGCUGCUGGUUUGGUAUUGUAAACCAGUGGCCAAUAGAGUAUCUGCAAAAGAACUAGACACCACGUUUGGAGCAUACACCCCUUGUGCCAUUGACUCUCUGGUGAUUUGUUUAUCUUAUUCGGUGCUCUGUGGGCUGUGCUUCUACCGGAUGUGGUUGAUUAAGGAUCCGAAAGCUGAAAAGUACCGUCUAAGGACAAAUUACUACAACUACAUACUAGGAUUGUUUGCUGCUUAUUGCACAGCUGAGCCUAUAUUCAGGCUGCUAAUGGAUAUUUCAUUCUUUGACCUGGAGGGCGAGACUGGUGUUGCUCCCUUUGAGAUGGCUUCUUUGGUCAUUGAGGCCCUCUGCUGGUGCUCCAUGCUCAUUAUGAUUAGCUUGGAAAUCAAAAUAUAUGUCCAGAAGUUCCGAUGGUAUGUGAGAUUUGGAGUCAUUUAUGUGUUGAUAGCGGAAUGCGUAUUGCUAAAUUUCAUCCUGCCAGUGAGUGAUAAAGCCACCAGAUUGCCCUUCUACAUGUGUGUGGGCACGUUUAUAUGCAAGGUUUUAUUCGGAAUUCUUCUUUUGUUUCAUGUGCCCACCUUGGAUCCAUUCCCUGGUUAUGCUAUGUUGGAACCUGAGUCCAAUGGCAAUGGUAUAUAUUUUGGAUGGAUGACCUCACUUAUGCGGCAAGGCUACCAGAAACCCAUCACUGAAAAGGAUGUCUGGAAAUUAGACGCAUGGGAUCAGACUGAAACACUGAUUAAUAAAUUCCAGAAAUGCUGGAUUGAAGAAUCUGAAAAGAAAAACCCAUGGCUGUUAAGAGCUCUAAAUAAUAGCGUUGGAGCUUUGGCUGGGAGGACUAUUUAAGGUAAUAGAGCUCAUCCCACACUUAUUUUCCUGAAUAUUGGAUGCUGCCAAUUUUGUUUAUGUUCUCUAGAAUUUGCAUGAGCAUGAUGUUUCUGAACCAAGUCUGGCUGCUCCUUUCCACAUUUGCCUUGAUAGCCAUCAUCAGCACUCUGUCUUUGUGGGCUGUAAUGCCAUCUUUCAUCUUGUUUUAUUCUGCCUAUCUAUACUAUCAGGCAAGCUCUACUUCCUUCAAAUGUCUGUAUGUUUUCAUUGAAUUAUAUGAUCUAGGUUUCUAGGGGAUGGUUAUGGUAUUCCGAUUUGAAAUAUUAUUUUGAUGUAUUUGAGAUGGGAUAUGCAGUUUCAAACAAACUCAAAUAUGUCAAAGAAAAACGAUAUAUUUUU
This is a messenger RNA of Linum trigynum, 1887 nucleotides long. NCBI's taxonomy places the organism in Eukaryota, Viridiplantae, Streptophyta, Magnoliopsida, Malpighiales, Linaceae. The record is from the annotation of a GenBank genome assembly.